This is a messenger RNA of Oikopleura dioica, 1140 nucleotides long. The record is from the annotation of a GenBank genome assembly. NCBI's taxonomy places the organism in Eukaryota, Metazoa, Chordata, Appendicularia, Copelata, Oikopleuridae.
AUGACUGAAAUUGACGGAGAACUUCAGAAUUCAACAACAAAGACGUUUCAAAAGCUCCACCCUGAAUGGUUCUUCAAUCUUGUCGGAGCGCUGUAUAUGAUUAUCUUUACUGUUGGAGCUGUUGGAAACAUUAUUGUUAUUUAUGGUUUCAAAAGUAAUAAGAAAUUACGCCAGCAAAGCGAAAGUAACAAAUAUAUUUGGCACUUGGCAAUAACAGAUUUGAUAUUUGUCUGCACCCUUCCAUUCUUUGCUGUCGAUUAUUUCCACAAACACGUCUGGAUUUUUGGGACAUACUGGUGCAAAAUAUGUCGUUUUGUCUCCAAGGUCAAUAUGUACAGCUCGAUUUUCUUCCUAACCGCAUUGUCUGUCGAUCGAAUGAUAGCAGUAACAAGACCGACGUCCUCUCUGUGGAUUCGAAAAGCAAGAGGAAUUUUUGUAACAAGCAUUGCAAUCUGGUGCUCCUCACUUGCCAUGGCUCUUCCGGAAGCGAUUUAUUCAACAGACACGUGGCCAAUGUUCAAUCAUACGAUUUGCGGCAUGAGCUUCCCAAAGAAUUCUAGCUCGGAGGAAUCGAUCACGCGCUGGUACAAUUUGAUGGGGAUGUACGAGUUGACAAAAUGUGUCUUCGGCUUCUUUGGGCCGAUCUGCAUCAUCCUCUAUUCGUAUGCCGCCAUACUUUACACUGUUCAAUGGAAGCUAAUCGGCAGCAAAGAUGGGAAAUCCCGCGCAACUAAACUGGCAUUUCUCAUCGUGCUUACUUUUAUAAUUUGCUGGUUGCCGUUCCAGGCUUUGUCGCUUCAGUCGGCGUUAGGUGGAUUUCUCGACGUAAUUUACAUGAGCGAUAGCGCGCAUGGGUUUUUUCGCAAAGCCAUGCCGUAUGCAAUCUUUCUCGCAUAUUCGAACUCGGCGCUAAAUCCCAUUCUUUACGCCUUCACGCUUCGCCCCUUCCGAGAUGGUUUUUCGGGGGGCAAGUCCUUCUGGCUGAGGCAAAAGUCGGAGAAACAGAAACUUCUUACACCGCCAGCUCAAGCACCACAGUUAAUAGUCAACAGUAGCAUCAAUCACUGCAAUAGUAUGAACACGAACUCGACUUCUCUCACAGCUGAGGCAAAAUCGUCCUCAAUCAAACGAAUCGUUUGA